AGUUCUUAGAACCAAGUGAGGGAUGCAGUCUUUGGUUCCUGAAGGACUAAAGUCAGGAAAAUUCAAGGAGCUGGGGAAUAGAGAUCCAAGUGCGGAGAAGGCAGCGAUGGGAGAUUUGGAAUAGGGAACGCUGAGUCACCAGAAAUGGAAACUCCAAGUUAUAGAGAAGCUCCUGGACCAGCGGAAGAUAGAGACUCUGAGCACCUGGGUCAGAAGAAAUCAUGGGCGAGUGUCCAGGCCUUCAAGACACAGCAACCAGGAGAAGGCUGAGAGGCCAAACCCAGGCAUGUUCAAGAUCACCAAGAAGGGGCAUCCUGGCCAGGAAGGUGGAGUGGUGGGUUUUCAUUCAACAAAUAUUUACUGUUUACCUACAAACAUUGUGCCAAGCCUUUGCUGGACACUGGGGUUUCCAGGAACGUGUUACAAUCCCUGACCUCACUGUAAAGCCAGUGGACAGUGUUAAGGAGCUAGCACAGAACUGGAACCAGGGGAAGUACUAUGACGCAGGACACAUCUGCUAAGCCAGUGGACAGCGUUAAGGAGCUAGCAUGGAACUAACUGGAACCAGGGGAAGUGCUAUGAUGCAGGACACAUCUACUGGGGAAACCCAGCGGGCAGCAAUUAACUUGUGGUCGGGGAGAGGAAGCUUCACAAAAGAGGCACCAUGAGGGUGAAGUUGGCCAGACAGAGAAAGGGUCAGGACAUUCUAGGCCGAGGCAAGGCCUGUGUACAGGCCUGGUGGCACGGAGAGCUGAGUGUGUUAGAGCAGAGAGGGCAAGGAGGAGAGCACAGCCUCUGACCUCACAAUACCCAGGGCCUGCUGGGCCAGCCUUGCAGACUCUGCACCCUCCUUCAGCCCGGGGAAGGCCUGGGGCCCUGGGCAGCCUCCAGGUGCAGUGCCCUCCCGUGGGCCGCACCCUUCCCACUGCCCCAGGGCAUGUCUCUACUCACCAAUUAUGAGGGGCUUCGGCAUCAGAUAGAGAGGCUGGUGCGGGAAAAUGAAGAACUGAAGAAGCUGGUGCGGCUCAUUCGGGAGAAUCACGAGCUCAAGUCAGCAAUCAAGACUCAGGCAGGCGGGCUCGGCAUCAGCGGGUUCAUGAGUGGGCUUGGUGAGGCAACAGCAGGUCUUCCCUCACGCCAGAACAAUGGUGUCUUCCUGCCCCCGUCCCCAGCAGUGGCAAACGAACCAGUCCUGGAAGAAGUGGGGAUCAUGGCCUUGGCCCCCCUGGCUGAGAUGCUAACCAGCUUGCAGCCCAGUGCCACGCCGGGCUCACUCAUGAGCCCCCUGACAGGCACCCUCACCAGGCUGCUGUCCGGCCCAGCACCCAUGUCACAGAGCAGCCCCCUCACCGGCUUCCUGACCAGCCCCAUGGCGGGGCCCCCAACGGGCACACUGGCCAGUUCCCUGGGCCUGCUCUCCACUGGCCCCCUGCCUCCCAGCAGCCCCCUGGCAGGCCCUGUGGCUGUGUCCCAGAGCAGCCCCCUGAUAGCCCCUGUGACGGGCACGGUGGCUGUCUCUCUGAGCAGCCCCCUCCUCAGCUCCACUGCCACCCCACUAGGGGUCUCUCAGAACCUGCUGGCCAACCCCGUGAGCAACGUGGUCCUGCCAGAGGCCCCAAGGCUGCGGCUGGCUGAGCCACUCCGCGGAGGCCCCUCUGGGCCCCACUCCCCAGCUUGCAUGGUACCUGCUGCCACCACCAAAGUCCCACUCUCCACUGGGCCCCCCCGGUCGACCCAGGACCCAAUGCCUCUCAGCAUGGCGUUUGCAGGCGCACCCCUCCAGACCUCCACCCCUAUCGGAGCCAUGGGCACACCUGCUCCCGAGACGGCCUUCUCCUUCAACACUUCGGACACACAGGCCCAGCCCAGUGCCGCCCAGGAACAAGUGGUCCCUGCAUCUGUCCCCACCCCCCCCACCACCUCUCCCACAGUCACCGUCCUUGCCUCUGCCCCUGCCCUUGUCCCCCAGGUUGCCACCAGCUACACACCCUCAAGCACCACCCACAUCGCCCAGGGUGCCCCCCAUCCCCCUUCCCGAAUGCAUAAUUCCCCAACCUGGAACCUGCCUGCCCCCCACUGUCCUCCACACAACCCCCACUCCCCACCUCGUACCUCAUCCUCCCCAGCUUCAGUCAAUGACUCUCGGGGUCCACGCACCACAGAACCGUCGAGGAAGAGCAUGAUGGAGGUGGAACGGAAGCUGGCCCACCGCAAGACCAGCAAGUUCCCUGAGAGCCCCCGAGAGUCGAAGCAGCUGGCCUGGGAGAGGCUGGUGGGUGAGAUCGCCUUCCAGCUGGACCGCAGGAUCCUGUCCAGCAUCUUCCCAGAGCGUGUGCGGCUCUACGGCUUCACUGUCUCCAACAUCCCGGAGAAGAUCAUCCAGGCCUCUCUGAACCCCAGUGACCACAAGCUGGACAAGGAGCUGUGCCAGACGCUCACACAGCGCUACGUGAGCAUCAUGAACAGGCUGCAGAGUCUGGGCUAUAAUGGGCGGGUGCACCCUGCGCUGACCGAGCAGCUGGUGAAUGCCUAUGGCAUCCUGCGAGAGCGCCCGGAGCUGGCGGCGUCCGAGGGCGGCUCCUACACUGUGGACUUCCUGCAGCGUGUGCUGGUGGAGACUGUGCACCCUAGCAUGCUCACCGACGCACUGCUGCUGCUCUCCUGCCUCAACCAGCUGGCGCACGAUGAUGGCAAGCCCAUGUUCAUCUGGUGACGCUGGAGCUGGGAGGUCCAGGCUCGCUCAGCCCCACAGCCCUGUGCACGGCCAUUAAAGCUUCCCACAGACACUGGUCGCUGGGACUGCGCCAGCACUCCUGGGUGGUGCUGCCUCCUCUGGGGUGGCUCAUCGGGCCCCUGCACCGUACCCCUUCA
Molecule: messenger RNA, 2871 nt
Organism: Nomascus leucogenys (northern white-cheeked gibbon)
Lineage: Eukaryota; Metazoa; Chordata; Mammalia; Primates; Hylobatidae
Gene: SPATC1
Product: spermatogenesis and centriole associated 1
Source: RefSeq, a predicted model, not a curated record